AUUCUUAUACAGUUCAUUGGUCAAACGGUCUUGACAUCAUUCUUUGCACCGGAAGUAUAUUCUCAAUAGAAUCGAAAACGGCGAGCUUUAAAAUACAGAAUGAUGGAUGGGUACCGGGGCAGGGAGACGGUAAAUCUGGAGGAACUACCGCAGCUUUACAGCAUCAUCCGCGGAGAGGUGGCAACUGUCACGGCUUAUGGAGCCUUUGUGAAAAUCCCUGGUUGCAGAAAGCAAGGUCUUGUCCACAAGAGUGAGAUGUCCUCCUGUCGCGUGGAGAAUCCCUCUGAAAUUGUGGAUGUCGGUGAGAGAGUGUGGAUAAAGGUCAUAGGGAGAGAGAUACAGGAUGAGAAGGUUAAACUUUCAUUUUCAAUGAAAUCUGUCAAUCAAGGGACGGGGAAAGACCUGGAUCCAAAUAACGUUGCUUUAGAGCAGGAUGAGAGGAGGCGGCGACAGUUCAGAGACCACUCCGGUCAGAGAAUUACUCUGGAGGCUGUUCUCAACACCAUCUGCAAGAAGUGUGGGUGUAAAGGCCACUUUGCCAAAGACUGCUUCUCUCAGCCUGGCUUGCAGUACAGCCUGGUUCCGGAUGAGGAAGAGGAGGUGAAGGAAGAGGUUCCCAACCUGACCGUCGAGCAGCCGCACAAGCGGAAGAAGGAGAAGAAGUCAAAGAAGAAGAGGAAGAAGAAAGAGAAGAAGCAGAGCUCGUCAGACUCCGACUCGGACAGCAGCGACAGUGAUGACGGGGGGCCGGCCAAGAGAGGGCGCUCUUCCAGUGGGACAGUGAGCAGAGAAGACAAGAAAAAGAAGAAGAAGAAGAAGCAGAAACACAAGAGUCACAAGAAACGGGAGUGAGGGGGAUGGGAUAGCCACAUCUGUCUGUAUAUGUGUGUGUGUACGAGCAGGUGUUUGUGCAUGUGUGUGUGUGUGUGAGAGAACUGCAUUGGGCUUAGAUUCAAGCUCUUUCCUGCAUCUACAAGGGUUAAAUUACCCUGACAUGCUGGAACCUACUGUCUCUGUGAUUGGCAGAGAUCAGGAGGCGUGUUUGGAUGCUGUUCUGUUCAGUACUCUCUAACAGACACUCUUGGAUAACAUGGUCAUCCUUCUAUGGCAUGGUCCCUUAAAAACCUGUACCACUGAUUCAACAAUACCCUGAAACCUGACCAAACACAGUCUUUAUACCUGCCCCAAUCAGAACCCUGAAACCUGAUUCAAACAACCCUUAAAUGUGACUUAUGGGACCCUCAAACCUCAAAAUGUUAGAUGGAACCUUCAAACACGAGUCAAACCGAACCCUUAACCCUGACACAGACAGAACCCAUAAACCUAAAUGAGUGAUUAGUUCCUUUUUUUGUUAUGAACAUUAAAGUUGUGUUUAAAAACAAGA
Molecule: messenger RNA, 1384 nt
Organism: Anguilla anguilla (European eel)
Lineage: Eukaryota; Metazoa; Chordata; Actinopteri; Anguilliformes; Anguillidae
Gene: zcchc17
Product: zinc finger, CCHC domain containing 17
Exons: 8
Coding region: 100-852 (250 amino acids)
Biological process (GO): RNA stabilization
Molecular function (GO): RNA binding; zinc ion binding
Source: RefSeq, a predicted model, not a curated record